GACGACACUCUCAGUGCUGAGCUGUUUCGCGGACGCUAGCAAAAGCGCUUGCGUAGGUUCAAGCGAACAAAAAAAGGUGUGGUGGUGUCGAUCGAGUGGUUGGCUCGUAUCUCUAGAGGCGACACUGCAGAGGACAGGUUACUACGUACGUAAGCCGCACGGAUAUCAGUUCCCACUUUGCUAGCCAGCCACCAUGACCGGUCAACAGCAGGCAACAACUCUAAUGAUUAUGAAUAAAGUGUUGGAAAUGCAGGAUCUUCGUGAUGUACAAGAUGCCCUGUGGCCAGCACGAACAGCAUGGAGAAAUAUCGGCAUUCGCCUUAAGUUGCCAAUCCAUGACCUGGACGCUAUUGAUGAAGAAGGCGGAAAGCCUGGAGAAAAAUUCACUCGCAUGCUCACCACAUGUUUGAAGAGGCUUGAACCACUGACUUGGAAGGACCUCAAGGAUGUGCUGAACCAUCAAACAGUUGGCAUGGGAGAUGUAGCGAAGGAACUCCAGAUACAGGACAUCAACUAAUUUUAAAGAUUGUGAACAGUUAAUGUUUUAUUUUUUAGCCUGUGUAGAAGAUUUAGUGGAACUGUUAUGCUAAAGUUUGUUAAAAGUUCUUCCAUUUAGCCGUAGAUAGCUAGCUACCAUCCGCCCUGUUACAACACAGUUUCAAUUUCCUGUGUGUCGGGAGUAAAUAGAAUAUUC
Geodia barretti is the source of this 694-nucleotide messenger RNA. The record is from the annotation of a GenBank genome assembly. NCBI's taxonomy places the organism in Eukaryota, Metazoa, Porifera, Demospongiae, Tetractinellida, Geodiidae.